UACAUGGUUUUUCCAGAAGCUAAGCUCAUCCGGCGGGCUAGUAGAUACAGUCAAAACUGAUACAAAAUACCUGAAAUGGGGGGUGACAGAAUAAUGAUAGGAGUGUUGAUGUUGCUUUCAUGGGCCACCUCAAUAGCUGCAGCCGUGGACUGUACCACUGUGACAGGGCUAAUCUCAGCCUGCUCCACCUUCAUUACCUAUGGUUCACCCGACCCCUACCCGGGUUUACCAUGUUGUGAUGCUGUGACGAACCUGAACUUGAUUGUUGACUCCACCGAUAAUAGGAGAUCCGUUUGUGGGUGCUUAAUGGGGCUCAUUACCACUUACAAUCCUAAUUCCACUGCUAUUGCUACUUUGCCUGGCUUUUGUGGAGUCACCCUGGGCUUCACCAUUGAUCCUAAUACCGAUUGCAACUUGUAUAUCUCUCAAUCUCUCCGUCAAAAAUGGUUUUGAGUCAUUGUUUGGUGAGCAUGCCUUUAUUUCACGUGUUUAGUUACUACUAUUUGACCUGGUUUGUUGUUAUAUAUGCAGCAUUCCAUGAAUGGGAAUUUAAUUACAGGGAUUGAAAGGUGGCUCCAUCAAGAGACAUACAGAAGAAUCUAUCAAAUAAGAAGCCGACUUCAGCUACGGAGAGAUGGAUUAUAUACUUCUCCACAAGCAAUAAAAGAAAUGACCUACUUUCUUGUUGCUACAUCUUAAUAUUAAUAUAGCUUCUGCUCAUGUUGUGCAAUCGAAGGGUUAAUUUGACGUUGGGCGGACCAAAUAACCCACUUGAUUAUAAACAUUACACAAUCUUGUAAAUUUUCGAAAAGUAGAAAGCUACAUUGCAGUCAUUGCUUUUUGAUUUGAACUUGAUUGAGACGAACCACAUGUAUGUCAUUG
Durio zibethinus is the source of this 882-nucleotide messenger RNA. The record is from RefSeq and is a predicted model, not a curated record. NCBI's taxonomy places the organism in Eukaryota, Viridiplantae, Streptophyta, Magnoliopsida, Malvales, Malvaceae.